Messenger RNA from Anolis carolinensis (green anole), 7723 nucleotides. RefSeq names its product crystallin beta-gamma domain containing 2 (gene crybg2). Bases 180 to 6362 code for a protein of 2060 amino acids. The record is from RefSeq and is a predicted model, not a curated record. The transcript has 20 exons. Lineage: Eukaryota; Metazoa; Chordata; Lepidosauria; Squamata; Anolidae.
AGGCUCAUGCUCUCAGCUACUCGGAGCCCGAUCUCUGGCGGAAUGGCUUUCUGCGCAAGUUUGGGGGCUUCUCUUGGCGCAAGCAAAGAAACAACCGUCUCCAAAUCCCCGGGAACUUGGCAAGCGGGCCUUGGCCGCUGGGACGUCUCCAAAGACCAGCCGUUGGGAGCGAUGUAGACAUGAGGGACAGGUCUGACUCUGGCCUUGUUGUGAGUGACACUGGGACACAGAGAGCCGGUGAAAUGGAUUCCGUGGGGACCAGCCCGGUCCCGUCCACCUCCUUUGACUCCUUGCUCUGCUGGGGAGAUGGCAUCUCUUGGGAAGGUUCUUUCUCCUUCACUGAUUCUUCUCUGGCUCCUGACAUGAAAGGAGAAGUCCUCAAGCUUCCAUCAGUCUGGGAAGAAGCCAACAAGGCCGUGUUGUCGUGUUCGGAGUGUGUUGGAAGUGCCUUCAGUGGGCAUUCAUCCUCAGGACCUUCUCACAUCGGUGUAGAACCGGAGAGCUUGAGCUUCAGCAGCGGUCUUGGAGAGUCUCUCUCUGAGGUGGACAAACCCACAGCAAGUCAAAGAAGAGAGGCUCUCCAGACCAAGAUGGGCCCAAGGAUCCGCUAUGAGAUAAGGAUCACAUUGGCCAAGGAGAAUGAGAUGGCAGAAGCCACAUCCAGCGGUGGCCACGCGUGUGGGGAGGGAGCCCUUUCUCCAGGGUUUGCUGAGCCCCAGGAAACGGAGGAGCAGCAACGUCACGCCGAACUGGCCCGACCGGCUCCGCCACUGUCAGCACGAAAGGAAUUCCAAAACUGCACAGGGCUCCACGGGGUGGGAACCUGUGAGGUGUGCGGGCAGGCACUCACCUGCGACAGUGCGAACCCGGCAGCCGCGGAAGAAGCACCUCUGCAGGGGGGCUCCCAGGCCAGGCGAGCGGGGGGACAGGGCCCGGGCCCAGCCGAGGAGCAGCUCCCGCCCCGGGAUGGACUUCUAGCCAAAGGGACCGAGAUCCUCGCAUCGGAAUCCCCGGCCAACAGCUUUUGCAAAUUGGGUGGGAUUUCUCAGGCGUCCAGCAAAAGGGAGUUGCCCCCCGAAAGGCCGCGUGACAUCGAGAGAGGCCUGCUUCCCAUUGAGUGCAACAUGGAAAAAGCCACCGUUAGCUCCCACCGGCCAGGGCGGUCCAAUGAGAAUACUUCAUUCAAAUGGAAGAAAGCGGCUGGUGACUCUCCGAACCAAGAAGACAAGCCUUCCCCCAGCAAAGCGGGACCCCACCGGGCAGAGAGAGGGGGGUCCCGGUCCCAAAGCCCCUCUCGCGUGUCCGUGCUCCUGGAGGCCUGGGAGAAGGGCCUUGUGGGGACGGACGCCCUCGACUCGCCGUCUUCCACGGAACUCCGGCGCUCCACAUCCACCGUGCACAGCAGGCGCUUGUGCUUCUCCAAAGAGGCUUCCCAACCCUGUUUCCCAACAAAUGCCAAGAGUCCUGUUUCGCCGAACGGGGACGGCAGGAGAUCCGUUUCCCCGGCUGGGGCCAAGAGAUGCUUUUCUCCGGCCGAGAACCGGCGCCCGCUUUCUCCGACAGAUCCAAAGCGGUCCCGGUCUCCGGCAGAAGCCAGGCGAGCCCUUUCUCCGGUCAACGCCAGGCAGACCCUUCCCACGAUAGAAAGCAGGAGGUCCUUUUUCCUAGAAGAAGCCAAGAAGGCCAUGGCCGAGGUAGAACCCAGGCCUUCCUUUUCCCGGGCAGAGAAGAGGCGCUCUCGUCCUCCGUCAGAUACCCGGCGCUCUCCUUCGCCAGCCCGGACCCGGCGCUCCCAUUCUCCGGCCAACGCCAGGCGAGCUCCGUCUCCAUCAAACACCAGGUACGCUGGAGAUGCUCGCUCGCGCCGGUCCUCCGGAGAUGUCCAGGGCCCACCUUCUCCAACCGAAGGCCGAUACACCUUUUCCAUGGUGGAAAGCUAUGACGCUUCCUCCCCAUCUCCAGACACCAGGUCCUUGCCUUCUGUGGCGGACAUCAGGCGCUUAUACUCCCCAGGAAAUGCCAAGCACUCAGCAGAUGGUGGACCGUUGUCUUCUUCAGCCUCUACUCGGUGCUCGUCCUCCCUGGUUGAGAGAAGGCACUUGUCCACCUCCACCGAAGCCAAAGACUCCUCUUCUCUGUCGGAUCCCAAAUGGCCAUUUCCCGCUGCAGAAGCCACCGGCGUUGAUGCCAAGUUCUCGUGUUCUCUGGCCGAUAGCAAGCGCUCCCCGUCUCUGAAUGAGUCUAGAAGUUUUGCUCCCAUUUCCCAGUGCGGGAAGCGUUCCCGUUCCCUUAGCCCUCAGAAAGAUUGCACAACCCACGGGCCGGUCUACGCGCAAGUGUAUUCCCCGGAGCCGAAGCCAAAUCUCCUGGUAACAACAAAAAAGAAAGAGACAAAUGACGCAACGGUGUCCCAAGGAGAAAACCAUGCUGGUGGCGGUGGUGCUACUAACACCUUCCUGGAGAGAGAGCUGCACAUCGCAAACGGAUCCCAGGAGGAAAAUAUUUCUGGCAUCCAGAAAAACGAUGCGUCAAAUAGUGCCGGCUCCGCUCCAGGAUCGUUCAACGCUACGAACACGCAACCAUCUGCGGGGCCUUGCGUGUUGAGUCCCUUGCCCCGUGUUGUCAGCUCCAGCACUGUCGCCAGAUCGCAGACCCAGUGGUAUUCUCCCAAGAGCGGCAACAUGGUUGUUUAUAGAUCCGAAAGGCAACUCAUUGUACCGCAAGGCGGGACUGCUACCGUCUACAGAGCCGGGCGAGAGAUUGUCAUGUCCAGCUCCGCGACAGGAAGCGGGAGCAAAUCCAAGCAAGAGAACACCUUUGCCUCCCGUUCCGUCGUCGCAAGCGUUCCGCCCAACGAAAACAGCCAACCCCAGGAGGGUGUCCCUGAGACCGAGCCGCCACAAAACAUCUCCACAUCCUUCUCAGAUGCUUGUAACCAUACUACAAGUUCGCAGCCAGAAAGCAGCGUGACUCAAUCCAGAAAUGCCGGCGUGAGCGAUGCCCAGAGGGAAAGGUGUACGUUCACAUCAAACGGAGAUGCUGCCACCACGUUUGGGGAGGGAGUUGCUCCUCCGCGAGACUACAGCCGGAACAUCAAGCCUGUCUUCAGGACACACGGGAGCUUGUUUGCAGAGAGCGCCAUGGCAAAUGGGACGGCACAAGACAGGCAUGCAUCACGGGGGGAGAUGGCCACGUUAUCUGGAGGUCAGGACAUUCUUCUAGAGAACAAGAAACUCACCAGGUGGACUGAGAUAACCGAAGAACAACGAGGCCCAAGGAAAGAUCCACAGGUAUUUACACCACAGCCAAGCACAAUGUUGGCGGAGACCACAACCUCCUCCCAGAAACCUCAUGGAAACAGCAACCGGGCGGCAGAAUCGGAACCAGAGGAGUAUGUGGACAUGGACCUAUUUGUGGACACUCUCCGUAACAUGGGACCUGCCGAAUGUCGAAAGGCUUUGAAGCACCUGCCCCGGUCUCCCCGGCUCUCCUCUCUGGCACGCAACACGUCUCUUCCUCCCAUCCACGAAGACCACAUCACACUAAGGUCACAGGUGCCUCCCGCGUCCGUUCCCGGAGAGUUGCUUGCCAUCACCGAAGAGAAGACCUCCGAAGAAAGAGAGGGGCUCAAGUACAACGAAGAAGAAGCGACGGAGGAAAUCGAGAACCCUUAUCUCAGCAUGGACGAGCACAGCGAAGACCAGGCCCGGAUGUUCUACCCUUGGGAAAGCCGGACGUUCAGGAACGAAGAGGAAUUUGGCUCUUUCCUGGGCAAGUUGCACCAAGGACCCGGGGAUCCGGAAAUGACCGUCAUGGGCCCCAAUGUCGUCUUGACCAACCAGAACAACAUGAUCAGGUCCAACGUCCUCAAAGGGGUCUCUCUCCUGUCCGGCCUCCCUGACAAGAAGGCGGCCGACGACAACAAGCCUUAUUCCCGCCUGGACAACAGCCUCCUCUACAGCAGGUUCAUCUCUCCGGAGAAGUCCCAGUUCAGGGAUGCCAUGAAAGGCCAGGAGAUGCGGUGCCCUAUCGUUUUGAUGAACCCGGCCAACCCAAAGGAAUGCCAGGUCUUCUCAAGUGGGGCUCGGAUGGACAAUGCUUACGAACUUCGGAGCGCUGAGCUGCCACAGCCUGUGGUGCGAGCGGAGCCUUCCUACCGGGUGCUCGGAGCAAGCUGGAACGCCAAGGAGAUGGCCACUCGCUCCAAGGCCACAGAGUCCACGUCCCGGCCAGAUGUUCAGCCUCAAGAAGAAAGUAAACCGGUCAAGAAGGUGAACGUGCGGCCAGGGAAGAUCAUUCUGUAUUCGGAGUCAGGCUUUGGGGGGCAAAAGAGGGAAAUCUGGGGUGAUAUUCCUGAUGCCACAUCCUGGCCUCUCUCCCAAACCAUUUCCAUCCGCGUGGUCCGAGGAGGCUGGGUGAUGUACGAGAAGCCACGGUAUUACGGAAGGAAGUGUGUGCUGGCCGAAGGCGAUGUGGAGAUCACGAACCCGUGGAGAAUAUACCACAAAGAAGGGGAAGAAGAAGAAGAAGCGGAGGAUGUGCCGUUCUGUAUCGGUUCGCUCAAGCGGGUCGUGAAAGACUAUAAGUUGCCUGAAAUCAGUUUAUUUUCCGAGGAAAACGGAGAAGGCACGAAACAGAGGUUCACUGAUUCCUCGGAAGACACACGGAUGUACAGCAAGCCCUUGAAAGCUGCAUCUAUCAUCGUAUAUUCUGGCCUGUGGCUUGUUUAUUCGAAGCCCUACUUUGAUGACGAUCCCUAUGUUUUGGAGCCUGGUGGGUAUCCCAGUUUGCAGGCCUGGGGUGCAAAGGACUCCUCUGUCUGCUCCAUACAUCCCAUUAAACUCGGGUGUCCUGUAGUAGAAAAGGCCGGAGAACCCAAGCUUGUGAUUUAUGAGAAGCCUCACUUCCAGGGCAGGAGCUGGGAAGUCAGCCGAGAUAUAUACAACGUGAGCAAGCCAGAAAACAGCCAGGACUGCAAAAUACCCACCGUGGGAUCUUUGAAAAUCAUGGGUGGCUGCUGGGUUGGUUACGAGAAGGAAGGUUUCCGUGGGCACCAGUAUCUGCUGGAGGAAGGCGAGUACAACGACUGGAACCAGUGGGGAGGCUACAAUGAUCGCCUGAUGUCUCUUCGGCUGAUCCGGACGGACUUCUUGGACCCGGCCCUUGUGCUGUUUGAAGCCAUGGACUUUGAAGAGGGUCCCAGCAUUGAGCUCAGCGAAGCCCUGCCGGACGUCGAACUGGCCAAUUACGGGACCACGACACAGUCCAUCCAUGUUCAGAACGGAGUGUGGGUGGCCUAUGAAGGCAAGAACUUCUCCGGGGAGCAGUAUAUCCUGGAGAAAGGAGUCUACCGCAACUGUGAAGACUGGGGAGCAAACAAUUUCCAGAUCUCUUCCGUGCAACCCAUCCUCCAGGUUGGAGAGCACAGCCUACAUUUUGUAUCUAAGAUCCUUCUCUUCUCGGAUGCGGACUUCUUGGGGAACUACAUCUCCUUUGAGGAGGAUCAACCAACACUUCCGGAGAACUUCGUCCCACGCUCAUGCAGGGUCAAUGGGGGAAGCUGGAUUCUGUAUGAGGGCCCCAAGUAUUUUGGCGAGCAGCAUGUCCUCUCCGAAGGCGAGUAUCCCACCUUGACCUCCAUGGGUUGCCUCUUCACCACGGCUGUUGGUUCACUAAAGAAAGUCCCCAUUUUCUUCUCCGAGCCCUCCAUCUUCCUGCACGGCUUGGAGUGUUUUGAAGGGAAGGAGAUCGAGCUCAACUCAGAAGUACGGAGCCUCCAAGCCGAGGGAUUCAAUAACCACGUUCUCUCUGUGAGGGUCAAGGGCGGCAUUUGGGUGCUGUGUGAACACAACGACUUCCGUGGGCGCCAAUGGCUCUUGAACUGCAUGGAGAUCACCAACUGGCUGACCUACAGCGGACUCCAGCACAUCGGGUCACUUUACCCCAUCAGGCAGAAACGAAUCUACUUCCGUUUAAGAAAUGAAGAUCUGGACACCUUUCUCUCUGUCCCAGACGAUGUUGAAGACAUGAAAGCCGGGCGUGUUUUGGUCUCAGAGCUGCGUGACAGUAGCAGCUCCAUCUGGUACUAUGAAGACGGACUCCUCAAGAACCAGGUCGCUCCCAACAUGAGUCUCCAGGUGAUCGGUCCGGCUGGAAGUGGCUCCAAGGUGGUCUUGUGGUCCGAGAGCCGAGUGCCCCAGCAGACGUGGCAAAUCGAUUCCUACGGGAGGAUCUGCAGCCAGAUGUUUGAAGACAAAGUGGUAGAUGUGAAAGGAGGGAAUGCCUAUGACCACGAUCACGCCAUCCUCUGGGAUUCCUCCGAAGACAGACCCACACAAAUCUGGCACGUCGAGGUGCUCUGAGGAAGCCAACUUGGGGAGGGUGGUGCUGUGUUCGGAGUGUGUGCCAGAGACUUUCCUUGUCCAAGGAGCAUUUUUUGGGAGCUGUGGACUUUUUCCUCUGUACAGACCAGACUCUUUCUUCUUGGGACGGGGCCGAGAAGCAAGUGGCUUUCCGACCUCUCUCCGAGCAAAGCCCAAGGGAAGACGGAGCUCUGAACGGUGGCUGGUCCAGGACGAGAGACUCGCGAUGUAUCGGAACCUGGUUUUGCAGUGUUAACAUGGUGGGACUUUGGAUUGCAGGGACAAUGGUAUUAUCUGUCACCUUUUUCACCUCCCUUCAGCCUCCCCUGUUCUCCCUGCGCUUCGUUUUCGGAAAAGUCUAUCUUCCAUGCAGUCAUCCUUUGUUGUGAGCUAUCUCUGUUAGAUUGGACUAGAGCGGACAGCUAUGCCCAUCAGCUUGACGGACGGACGGAAGGAGAGAGAGAUCUGUCCUUCGAGGAGACGAAAACUUCUGAAAAUGUUUUGUCGACGGAGAGCAACACCUAAAUUUUUGGACUCUUUUAAGGGUGUGACUAUGGAGACUGUCACAAGCUGAAAGCUUUUAAAAACGGGAUACGUGUGCCUACAAACCUCUAUUUAUGUCCUUGUGUACGAUAGCAUGCCUUUUAUAAACUCUCUGCUUGGUGGGUUGAUUGGUCGGGUUCUGUUUUUGCCACUUAAUUUGCUCUUCACGAGCCCGCGGUUGGCACAACGGGUUAAACCGCCACGCUGCUGAACUUGCUGGCACUCAUUUUUUGACUCUGUCCUAAUCUGCAGUUAUUAAAAAGCCCCUUUGUACUACAGAGGAAAAAAAUGUGUGGUUUCAGUUGUGUUGUUGGCCUUUUUUUUCAUUUGAGCUUCCAAAUGGCACCUUACUGAGUUUGUGUGCAAAACUAGCUCACUUGUUGCAAAAGUGUUUCUGAUUUCAACCUUUCCCAGUCCCCACAUUUUAUCACAUGUAUAGCAUUAGAGAUGUGCACAAAAAAAUUCCUUUGUUUCCUUCAUGCUAUCGUUUCGUUUCGACUGUUUGCCUACACAAAAGAAUGAUGACAUUUUCGUAGGAAACGGGAGGCGACAAAAAUAAACGCCACACAAUCAUUGUUUUGGCCCCAUAAUAAUAAUCAGGUACUGGCAGAGGACUGUUGGAAACAACUGUGGAAUCCGUGUGCUGUUCAUGAGCUCCAUCUGCUCUUUGGUGAAACCAUGGAAGGUCCUACUGUCACAGCAAAUAAUAUGGAAAACUAUUCUGUACCACAAAUAAAGCUUGACCGGUUUUGGGUCUCACAACCCAAUGGCCUUCCCUGACUAUUAUAGGUCAGGAGGUUAUGUAUGGGUUACGGAAA